This is a messenger RNA of Plenodomus lingam JN3, 2382 nucleotides long. RefSeq lists its product as uncharacterized. Gene Ontology annotation, molecular function: ATP binding; ATP hydrolysis activity. The record is from RefSeq and is a predicted model, not a curated record. NCBI's taxonomy places the organism in Eukaryota, Fungi, Ascomycota, Dothideomycetes, Pleosporales, Leptosphaeriaceae.
AUGCUCUAUGACGUCACCACGUUACUGAUUUGCUGCUUUGGAUCAUUAGCUGUCUCAAAUCUACCGACCGAUGGCGUCUUACCAAGGCUGCAAGCCAUAAGAUUCUGCAUCAAAGCUGAACUUGGCCGUCCAAUCCAGAUACGCCCCGCAUUCAUAUACAAGGAGUCGACCAAUCGAUCCUAUCUCAACAACACCAGACUUCCUUUUGCGAGGAUGAGCAAUUUCAAUUUUGUGCCGCUGCCGCCGCCGCCGCCGCCUCCACCUAUUGUGCCAUAUCACCUGGCGCAUCUGGCCCAGCCUUGCAUGCCAUACGCCACCCCACCACCCCAACCACCUCGAAGGCGGCGUCAGCGUACUCGAAAUAAUGCUAAUUGCGACAACGAUUCCGAUGGUAGUAAUGAACUUGCUGAAGACGACAAUUUGUAUCAGGAAGAUCUUGACGAAGCAGUCUUGAAGGGAGAACGCUGCGACAGUAAAGACAUGUUUCGCGUGCCCAGAGCAGACGAUCCAGAGAAGUUCCACUGGGUUGAGGAGCAGCCGCUGCAAUAUGGAUCUACCACUGAACCUGGGAAAACCAAGAAAGCACGGGAGGCCUUUGCCGUCAAUGUUUAUCGCAAGUACAACGAGAUUAAAGAAGAGUGGUACGCCAGUGAACUUCGAUUGAACAGCACCUUGCUUCACAGUGUCCUAGAAACAGUAUUGGAAGGUUACCCUGGGUUGACACAGCACGAACUCAAGUCAUUCUCCCCGCCUUUCCUCCCGUUCCUUCACAGAUGGGACGCUUUGCAGGGAGUCAUUCAUGAUCUCCCUGCUCACUCGGAGAGACAGCGUCACACACUUCUCCUAAAACAAACCCUUCAGGAGCUGCUCAAAGAGGCAUUCAGUACCCUAGCCAAUACAGCAAAUACAGGCCAUAUUGCGUUCGAAGACCUACAGCUAUUGUACACUCCUGGAACGAUUGUUGUUCGCCAAGAGCCCAUUUCGGCAGCGAUCCUUCGCAGUUGUCAUCUAAGACGGGAACUAGAGCUUCCCGACUCUUAUGAGCUUUUCCUAGAUGUUGUGGACUGGAACGGGAGGAAUUGUGGGCUUGUCACCCAAGUAUGGAAGUUGGACGAAUAUUGUGGUUUGCGCGCCCUGACUGCGCUGGCUGUCGCUCCUCUCGAAUCUUUAUCCAAUCAGCAGGCUAUUCGUAAGACGCUGAUUGAGCGCGGACGACUGUUCGAAAAAUAUCGGGGCCAGUCUUUUAUGGCUUUUACGAAUCAUCAUGAAGAGCGCGUGAACGAGCGCAUGAUCGUGGAUGCAAAGACUUACUACAAGUUCGACAAGACAUUUCCAAAAUAUGCUAGCUUAGCGGAGAUUGGGCAACUUACUUGGGCUCAGUCCAUGAAUCGACUCUCUCCAGGAAUUCCAAUCCACCCUUCCAUGAUACCUCCCCCUCCAAUGGCCCCUAUGGUCCCAGACACUGACGUAGAUGAGCAACACGAACCUAUGACAGAUGAACAAUGUCUUCUUGCAGUUGGGACCAUGCCAGGUUUUAACAUAGAGAAGAAAAAAUGGGAAGAUCUUGACAUCACGAAGCUUCACGACAUACCAUGGUCUGAUCGUGCUUUCGAAAACCUGGUGCUUGAUCAAGCAGAGAAAGAUCUUAUACUAGCUCUGGUUGACCGAGAACAGUAUAAAGUUAGUAAACCCUUCGAUGACUUCAUUGCAGGAAAGGGAGAGGGUAUGAUCAUGCUGCUAUGUGGCCCACCAGGAGUCGGGAAAACACUGACAGCCGAAACCGUCUCCGAGCAUUUGCGUCGGCCGCUGUACCGGCUGGGUGCAAGCGAACUGGGGAGUGAUCCACGUGUCGUGGAAGCUGUUCUCCAUAGAGCAUUACAGCUCUGUGGUCAACUUGGCGCAGUCUUGCUUAUCGACGAAGCGGAUGUCUUCAUGGGCGCAAGGUCCUCGUUCAAUCUGCAACGCGAUGAACUCGUUGCGACGUUCCUCCGCCUUCUAGAAUACUACAACGGCAUCAUGAUAUUGACCACGAAUCGCAUGUCUAAUAUUGACCCAGCUUUUGAGUCGCGCAUCGACAUCACUUUGAAUUAUGACUCACUGUCAGAGACCAAUCGCAAGCAAGUUUGGAACAACUUCUUAGCCACCAUGGAUCCAAAGGAAGUCGACAUCGACGAGUAUGAGCUUUCAAAGCUGGCCAAACGUGACUUCAACGGUCGUCAGAUCAAGAGUGCCAUCAAGACCGCGCGCAUACUUGCUGCAAAGAAGAAUGAACCAUUGAACGCUCGUCAUCUGGGGGUUGUUUUGAACCUCCGACGCAAAGCGAUGAAUACAAUGGUGGAAAAAGGGGAGAACUUUGGGGGAAGCGGAAGGGUGUUAAGCUGA